This is a messenger RNA of Silurus meridionalis, 1070 nucleotides long. RefSeq names its product monocyte to macrophage differentiation factor 2-like. The record is from RefSeq and is a predicted model, not a curated record. Gene Ontology annotation, molecular function: pore-forming activity. NCBI's taxonomy places the organism in Eukaryota, Metazoa, Chordata, Actinopteri, Siluriformes, Siluridae. Gene Ontology annotation, cellular component: membrane. The coding region runs from base 167 to 874 and encodes 235 amino acids. The transcript is spliced from 7 exons.
UAUUAAUAGUGAUGCUCAGGCGCUGAGCUGCGGCGGGGCGGUAUAUCAAUCAAUGUGUAUCAGAAGGGGAUUAAUCGAAGCUGAAUCGAUUUUUUUGCACAAUAUCUCGUCUGGACCACAACAUAUACCUGUAUUAUAUUUUGGAUCUCCGUGUAACAGUGUUUAAAUGAAUCUUAUAAGAUAUAUGAACAGCCGGGCACCAGCUAAUAAAAGGUAUCAGCCGACAGAAUAUGAGCACGCUGCUAACUGCGCUACACACGCGCUCUGGAUCAUUCCCAGCAUUGUGGGUGGACUUCUUUUAUACUUCCUUUCGGAUGACCACUGGGAGGAGAUCUCAGCGUGGCUCUAUGGCGCCGGCUUGUCGAGCCUUUUUAUUAUUUCCACUGCCUUCCACACCAUCACCUGGAAGAAGAGCCAUAUGCGAUCGGUUGAGCAGUGUUUCCACAUGUGUGACAGGAUGGUGAUCUACUUCUUCAUUGCCGCAUCCUACACACCCUGGCUGACUUUACGAGAACUCGGCCCAUGGGCUGCUCACAUGCGCUGGGUUGUCUGGGUGAUGGCCUCAGGAGGAACAGCAUACGUCUUCUUCUUUCAUGAGAGGUAUAAAGUGGUCGAGUUGGUCUGUUACACAGCAAUGGGAGUGUUUCCAGCGAUGGUCAUUCUCUCGAUGGCCGACAGGUCGGGUGUGUGCGAGCUGUUGGUUGGUGGCGGGUGUUACGUGUUGGGGAUGGUGUUCUUUAAAAGUGAUGGAGUGGUGCCCUUUGCGCACGCCAUAUGGCACCUGUUGGUUGCCAUGGGGGCGGGCAUCCAUUACUACGCCAUCUGGAAGUACUUGUACACACCUGGCAAUCAACAGACUAGCACCGCUCGGUGACACACAAACACACACAUUUCUACACACACAAAUGCUGUUCCAACACUGUAAUAUAAACAAAUAAUUUGAUUGAGGGAAGGAAAAAUAUUUCAUUCCAAAUUAGUUUACAUUCUGCUUAUGGGAAGCACAGCUACACAUACUGUCCUUAUUAAACGAUCAGGGGCUAAUCCCUGGUGGCGCUAUACAUAUAUAUAAA